Messenger RNA from Aphis gossypii (cotton aphid), 1640 nucleotides. It is a transcript of the gene Arpc1, whose product is annotated as actin-related protein 2/3 complex subunit 1A. The record is from RefSeq and is a predicted model, not a curated record. NCBI's taxonomy places the organism in Eukaryota, Metazoa, Arthropoda, Insecta, Hemiptera, Aphididae. Gene Ontology annotation, molecular function: actin filament binding. Gene Ontology annotation, cellular component: Arp2/3 protein complex; actin cytoskeleton. The transcript has 8 exons. Gene Ontology annotation, biological process: Arp2/3 complex-mediated actin nucleation. The coding region runs from base 254 to 1378 and encodes 374 amino acids.
GCCGCCGCCCGUCAGCCCGUUUUGGAAUUUUGAGACUUGCCGACUUGGUCACUACUUGGACACUUAGUGACUGGUGAGUGGUGAUUGGGUACUUCGUUAGUAGAAGUUAGGAGUUUAGGACUUGAGAGUUGAGUGUCAGUGAGUUGGAUAAGGACCGUCAUCGUGUUUACUAUUUAGUAUUAUAAUUCCAGAAAAACAUCAAAUUUUUUAAUCAUAUCCAAACGAUUAAUUUUAAUUAAUUCAACUUAGUAAAAUGGAAUAUAACUUAGGUGAUAAUCCAGUUACUUCACAUUCAUGGAAUGCAAAUAGAACUCAGAUAGCAGUAAUUCCAAAUAGUAAUGAAGUGCAAAUAUACAAAUAUGAACCAAAUUUGAGUGACUGGACAUUGUUAGACAAUUUAGAUCAGCAUGGACUUUUAGUAACUGGAAUUGAUUGGGCACCUAACACUAAUCGAAUUGUUACAUGCUCAGCUGACCGUAAUGCAUAUGUAUGGACAAUUGAUGACAAGGGAAAAUGGAAACCAACUCUUGUAUUAUUAAGAAUUAGUAGAGCCGCAACUUGUGUUAAAUGGUCGCCAAACGAGAAAAAAUUUGCCGUUGGUUCAGGUGCUCAAUUAAUAUCUGUGUGCUAUUUUGAAGUUGAAAAUGAUUGGUGGGUGUCAAAACAUAUAAAAAAACCAAUUCGAUCUACAGUAACAGCAUUAGAUUGGCAUCCAAACAAUAUGGUAUUAGCUACUGGUACUGCCGAUUUUCGAGUAAGACUGUUUAAUGUUCAUAUGAAAGAAGUUGAUCAAUGUCAAAAAGUAAAAACCGAAUGGGAUACUGAUGAUACUUCUGUGCCAAAUUUAGUAGCUGAAUUUACCAAUUCAUCUAGAGGAGGUGGAUGGAUACAUGGACUAGCAUUCAAUAAAACUGGUAACCGAUUAUGUUGGGUUGCUCACGAUUCAUCUAUUACUGUUGCUGAUGUAUCUAAAGGAAGCAUAGUUGUAAAUAAAUUAAAAACAAAUGAGUUACCUUUCAUAAGCUGUAUUUGGGUUUCUGAUCGAGCAUUAGUUGCUGCAGGUCAUGGAUGUUGUCCAAUGUUGUAUUGCAUUGACUCCAAUAACAAAGUGCAAUUCGUUUCUAAAAUUGACAGCUCUCAGAAAAAAGAAGCUGCUGGUUUAAGUGCAAUGAAAAAAUUUCAAAGCUUGGAUCGACAAGCACGCAUCAACAGUGACUAUGAACUUGAUACUAAACAUCAAAAUACAUUAACAUGUUUACGUGUUCAUAGCGAGUCAAAUAAUACCGUUACAAAGUUCACUAGUAGUGGUUUGGAUGGGAAAAUAAUAUUAUGGGAACUCAACAGUUUAGAUAAAUUACUCCAAGGUCUAAAAAUUUAACCUCAAUGGAACUACAAUUAUAUGUACAUAAUUCUAUUUGAUUACAAUAAUUACUUAUACUGUUACUAAUUAUUUGUUAUUUUAUUAAAUUAUACUUUUUUACAUUAUUUAUUAUAAUUUUAUUAUUAAAAAUAUUUUGAUAAAUACAUAGUAACAUCAAUAUAUGUUAAAAUAUUUAUUUUGUCUAUAUUGUAUGCCUGUUUAUAUGUGGCUUAUAUAAAUAAGAACAAGAUAAAUAAACAUAACAAUAGAAUUUAUUGCA